This is a messenger RNA of Zophobas morio, 3419 nucleotides long. RefSeq lists its product as uncharacterized. The record is from RefSeq and is a predicted model, not a curated record. Bases 205 to 2667 code for a protein of 820 amino acids. NCBI's taxonomy places the organism in Eukaryota, Metazoa, Arthropoda, Insecta, Coleoptera, Tenebrionidae. The transcript has 6 exons.
CGUGUGCGAUAGUAAGUGGUGGUGUUCUCUGCAAAUGUUUAAAUUUGUUUUGUUGUUUAUAAAAAAUGUGAAACAUCUCGGUGACAUUUACGCUACCAACCCUACGAAGUCGCACUCCCCCUGUGGCAGUGAAAUUGACAGCGCCAUAUUGUUAAAGUAUUUAUGUUUUGAUUCCAAUCAAUAAAUCGCGAAAAAAAUCAUAAAAUGGAAGACAACACUAAGUUGUCUUGCCCAGAAGAAGAUGAAGAUUUAGAAGCUUUACGCUUAGCAGCUUUACAGUCGCUAAAAAGAAAAGCAACCAAUGAGGCACAAGCAGUAGUUCAUUUUGGUGCCAAAGAAAAAAUGUAUUACUUUAAUGGGUCACCGAGAGGAAAGCUGAAACGCGGGAAGUUUCCCAGAUCGCCACAAGGACGCAUACCCAGAAACGGUCAAUUCAAUGGCUGGAAUCGCAACUCUAACUUAAUCGCGGUCCCCAUGAUCACAGAGACCAACAGCCCCCUCGAACACAAAUCGGACGACGUCCCGAAACUCGUCCUCCCCCAAGACCGAUACUGCAAGGUCGAGAAAAGCCCCGAAAAACCCGACACACUAACGAGCAAAUUCGAUAGGUACGACAACUCUGACGAUUCCGGGUCAGACUCCGAAGACGAACUCUCUAAAUCAGAACCCGAAGAAAAAACCGACUUGAAGCGGUCCAGCAGCCUCGAAGCCCUCAUGGCCGAGCUCGAGAACGAAAUCCAAGGAGUCAGCACAAAACCAGAAGACAAGCCCAAGCACGUACCCAAGAAAAAGCGAAAAGUCAGCGAAACCAACACUGCCCCCGCCAGCCCUGAAAAACCCCCAGAACUUAAACCUCUCCCGGUUCUGAAAGAAAAUCUCAAACCAGACCCGGAACUCCCCAAAAAGGCGCCUCACAAUUUCCGCCAGCGCAAGUGGCAGAAGCCUCCUCGUCGUCACAACGUGCAAAGUUUCGGGCCUCCGGUCGUCCACCAUCAGGUUCCUCCCCCCGAGAUGAUGCAACCGCCGGUCGUGGCGUUCGCCCCGCCUCCGGUGCAGACGUUCGGGCCUUUUAACCCAAUUGGAUUCGAUAACGGGGUGUAUGCUCCCCCGCCGGUGCUUUUCGAGGCGCCGCCCCCGCAGUUACCCCCCAUGCAUGUGGCUCCGCCUGUUUACGAAAGGCCGCUGUCGCCGCUCUCUAUUAGUAACAUCACGUUGGCGCCGCUGUCUCCGAGGAGUGCCGCUUUCGUGAUGGAGAACAGAGCUAUCGUGGAGAAGAGGAAGCGGAGGUCGUAUUCGAGGAGUCCGUCACCAGCAAGGUUUCGACGGUCGAAGACUCCAAAAAGGUCGUCGUUGUCUCCUCAACGGUUAUCCAAGUCUCCCAAGCGGCGUUCGUUAAGCACCUCCCCCAUACGUAAGGUCCUCCCACCUCGCACGAACUCCCCCAAAAAGCCACCAAUCCACGACCGCCUCGGCGUCAAACCCCCCACUAAGACUGAGCCCGAAGACGAUAAAACUAAGAAAAACGAAGAAAAGAAAGAAGUGUUGGACCCGAUUCUAGAAGCUCGCCGGAAGAAAUUCGAACGCAACGAAAUCGUGAUGACUGAAGGUGUGAUCCGGUUAAAGAAACAAGAAGAUUCAGAAGAGGCUGAACCGCAGAAGGAAGAAGCACCAAUCGAAGAACAGAUCGAAGAAGAAGACGACGAAGACAUCGACGAAGAGGCGCUACUGGAAGGGGACGACGGCGACGAUGCGAUCCUCCUAGAUCACAACGCGUUGUUUUCGGACGAAGAAUCAGACAGCGACAACGAAGGAAGAUUCAAAACGAAACAAGAGAGUAACCAGAAGGUUCCGGUGUUGUCGUUUACGAAACUGAUAAACGGGGUGAAGACCGAAGUGAAGAACGAUUUGAGGGUGGAGGAGAAGAAGAUCGGGAGGAGGAACGAAAGGAGGAAGAAUUUCAGGAGCAGAACUCCGGUGAAGAGUCCCGUGAAGAAAGCAGCGGUGAGCAAGGCGCCGAAAAAAACCGAAAAGGUGAAGCAACCAAUCGGAUUCGCCAGUGAUAGGAAGAUCGAGAUCAAGAUCCGGAAUCCGGCGAAGUACGAAAGGGCGGAGCCGGUGAAGAGUGGGGAGGAGAAGAGCGGAAGGAAAGUUGAAGUGGCGAAGAAGGAGGGAGAGGAAGUCGAGCCCGAGACGGCGCCUGAGGGUGCGGAAGAGGUGGCAAAUUCGAAUAUAUCGGAAGGUGAUUUGAGGGCGCAACUUAGUCGAAAACGCGCCGAGCGCCAAAAGCAUCCCCUACCGGACGUGGUUCCGUCGAGGCUCCUCCAGAACGCCCUCCAAGGGGUGGGUUUCCGCAAAGCGAAAAAAUCGAAAAAUAAAGAUGAAAAUGCAGAGGGAAAGUUACCGAUUCACUUGAGACUGGGGGCGGCGAACAAUCCGGAGGUUUUCGGGAAGAAGUCGAGGAAGCACAAGAACAAAGGAAGUCAGGAGCAGGUAUUGUGUUUUGUUGCGUCAUUUCUUAUCAUUAUUAUUUUUAGUUUGUUAAAAUUAUUGUUCGAUUCGAUAGUUCAAAUAGUUGAUUUUUAUUCUACUCUCUGUUAUCCGGCAAUUACGAAUCUCUCACGGUGCACUAACAUUUUUCGCUUUUGCUUUACCAUCGUUCGAGAAUAGAUUCGAUCGGGAUUUCCUGUCGAUUAUGAUUACUAGGUUGCAUGUGUUGUAAAUUUUUUUCUGUAUUUCAUUUUUCUCCUUGUUCCAUUUAAUCUGGCUGUGUUACAGGAUAUUAUAUCGAGAAAAACGGCUUUUUCUUAAAAUUGUAUUAUAACGAAUCUGUGAUAUUUUAUAAGACUUGUAUCUAAUUUAGUUAUUUAUGUAUAGUAUGCAAUUUUUAAUUUGUAUUUGUAAGGUUUAAAAAGUGCAUACCAACCAUGUAGAUGUUGUAACUCCCUAGUCCUAAUCCUAAGUCAUAUCCCAAUAGAUGAGUCCCGCAACUCCAGCAUUGUAAAAUUUUUUAUAAUACAAAAAUUACACAUUUUAAUUUCGUUUGCGAUGUGUCAUUUUUGUAAAGUGAGGAAAUUUUGUAAUUAAUUUGUAUCAUUUUGUGAAAAAAAAAAUGAAAAAAAAGAAAAGACAAGAAAAAAAUGAUACAUAAAAAAAUGAACAUGAAAAAAUACUUAUUGGAAAUAUGUUUGUAACAAUAUAGGUUUAAACAACACCAACUACGCCUCAAAAGUCAACCCAUGAUGGAGUCCUAUGAAUUCUGGAUGUGCCGUUAGUGACACUCGGAGACUGUAUAUUAAUGUCAUACAUUAAUUAAAUUAAGUUGUAAAAGUCACUUUAUUGUUUGCUAGUAUAUGCUGCAGUUGUAAUUAAAACAUUUAUCUUCAUAUAGGUACAAUUUUUUUAAUUGCUUUUUCAAUAUU